This is a messenger RNA of Perognathus longimembris pacificus (Pacific pocket mouse), 684 nucleotides long. RefSeq names its product magnesium dependent phosphatase 1 (gene Mdp1). The coding region runs from base 80 to 604 and encodes 174 amino acids. The transcript has 6 exons. The record is from RefSeq and is a predicted model, not a curated record. Lineage: Eukaryota; Metazoa; Chordata; Mammalia; Rodentia; Heteromyidae. Gene Ontology annotation, molecular function: acid phosphatase activity.
GCCCGGAGCCCGGAGCCCCGCAGCCCCGCGCCCCGGCUCCGGAAGGCUGCGCGUCGGCGCGCCGCUCGCGGGCCCGGCCAUGUCGCAGCUCCCCUCGCUCGCCGUCUUUGAUCUGGAUUACACGCUCUGGCCCUUCUGGGUCGACACGCACGUGGACCCCCCGUUCCACAAGGACAGGGACGGAACGGUGCGGGACCGGCGGGGCCAGGAGGUCCGGCUGUACCCGGAGGUGACCGGCGUCCUGGGCCGGCUGCAGGGCCUUGGGGUGCCCGUCGCGGCGGCGUCACGGACCGGGGAGGUGCAGGGGGCCGACCAGCUGCUGGAGCUCUUCAGCCUGGCCCGACACUUCGUGCACCGGGAAAUCUAUCCGGGCAGCAAGGUCACGCACUUCGAGAGGUUACGGCAGAAGACGGGGGUUCCUUUCUCCCAGAUGAUCUUCUUCGAUGACGAGAGGCGGAACAUCGUGGAUGUCGGCCAGCUGGGUGUCACCUGCAUCCACGUCCAGAACGGAAUGAGCCUUCAGACCCUAACGCAAGGGCUGGAGACGUUUGCCAAGGCUCGGGCCGGGCCUGGGGCUGCGGCGCCGGGCCCGAGCCGCCCGUGAGGCCCCCGGCUGGACCCCGGCUCGACCAGGGGGCGUGCCCGGGCGCCCUCGGAGCCGAUUAAAGGGAUCUCGUCCGCGGG